UGAUUGCUUUGGUUCUUGGGUUGCGUCUCUGGGGAAAGCGUGGGGGGAUCUCCUCCGUCCCCAACCUUCUUCUCUCUUUCUCUCUGUCUCUCUCUCUUUCUCUCCUGAAAUUCCCUGAAAGCUCGAGCUGAUUCUCUCGGCUGUUCUUCCAAUCCGUCGAGAUUCAGCCAUGGAUGCUAGGGCGGUAACGAUUCCCAAGGCGUCGGGCGCAGAAUGAUCGAUGUCUCUAGGUUGCCAUCAUCACGAGAUGGGCACGAACGGGAUGUAUCCGGAUAUCCUAGACGCUGGUUCCGGUGACGUGGAAGCUGGGGUUCCCCCUUCCUUCGUGGAAGAACAAAACGAAGGAAAGGGUGGAGAACCAGGAGGAGGAGGAGAAAGCCCUAAUUGCUCACCUCCUCAGGUACCUUCUGUUUCAGUGGAUAAUGAUGAUUUCCAUCAAACGACAACAAGUUUAUCUGGCCAGGGGAAUAUUCAGACACAAGAAUACAGAAAUGUUGAGCUUGAGCUUAAUGACGUCAAUGGGAAUAACCACAAAGAUGAUUUUGAUGACAAUAACAAGCCUGGAAGAUAUUUCUAUUAUGACUUCCCACAUUAUGAGGAAACUGGCGCAUGGAUACCAGUUUCUGUUCCACCAAUGUCUUCAAGCAACCAUGAAGAAUGGAAUAAGUCCUUUGUUGAUAAUGGAGGCUACUUCCCCGAGGGAGAUAUGGGGUGGGAUUGGUUCAGUAGGGAAGAUAAGGAACUCACCAUGUGGGAUGUGGUGAGGGAGAUGUUGGUAGUAGCUCGUGGGAAGAUGAGCAAUCUGGCAUCGGGUGACAAUUGCAGAAUCUCAUGGAUGUCAAGCCACAUCCUCCAUCAAGCUUGGAAAGAAAUGGCUCAGACUCUAACAGAGACAAAUUUAAAUAGUGCAACCGAGAUUCUUGAGGCAGAGCCACCUAAAUGGUUGCCCGAUAGUUCGGCAUCCACCUGCAUGCUGUGUAGUGUAAGAUUCCAUCCCAUAAUGUGUUCAAGACACCAUUGCCGCUUUUGUGGGGGAAUAUUUUGUGGUGAUUGUUCUAGGGGAAGAAGUCUAUUGCCAUUUAAGUUUCGCUCAAAUGACCCACAACGUGUCUGCGAUGUUUGUUGUGUACGGCUGGAGUCUGUCCAGCCCUACUUGAUGGAUAAAGUGAGCCAUGCUUCACAGUUGGCAACACAUGAUCUGACAGACCUCAGUACAUUGAGAUCCUGGGUAAAUUUUCCCUGGGGUCAAUCAAUGGAGUACGAAAUUUACAAGGCUACAAAUACAAUUCGUGGUUAUUGUAAGGUCGGUAUCUUGAAACCAGAGAGAUCAAUUCCAGAUAAUAUACUUAAACAUGCAAAAGGUCUGGCAAUUCUCACUGUAGUGAAGGUUGGUGUAAUGGUUACGUAUAAGGUAGGGACAGGCCUUGUGAUUGCUCGCAGGGAGGAUGGUUCAUGGUCGCCUCCAUCUGCAAUCUCCUCCCUUGGUAUUGGAUGGGGUACUCAGAUGGGAGGUGAGUUGACAGACUUCAUUAUCGUGUUGAGGAAUGAGGAUGCUGUGAAGACGUUUAGUGGAAACGUGCAUUUCUCUGUCGGUGCUGGUCUAAGUGCAGCAGCUGGAGCUUUGGGACGUGCAGCUGAAGCUGAUGUACGUUUGGGAGACGGUGGAUAUGCAGCAUGUUACACAUACAGCCGUAGCAAAGGUGCUUUUGCUGGUUGUUCUCUUGAAGGAAGCGUUGUCACAACACGUGCAUCGGAGAACUCUCGGUUCUACGGGGUUUCCUCCAUCAGCGCAUCUGAAAUUCUUCUUGGAUCAUUGCCAAGGCCCCCUGCAGCUGUAAUUCUCUAUCACGCCCUGAUUGAUCUUUUCCAGAAAUUCGAGAUUCAAUCAUGAAUGGGCCCAGAGCAUGCGGUCGCUGUUGCUGAAGGUGUGACAAGUGACAGAGCUCCUCCUGAGGAAAAGCCUCUGCUAAAAUGGUUCUUGUGGGAAGCAUCUUGUACGAUGCCGCUGUAUAUAUGUCGUUGCACGUCAAUUCUUUUCAUUCAUGUACAUAAUUGUCAAUUAUUGGUGUGUGGUUGUGUGGGGGGUAAAAUAUGAUCCCACGUAAUUGGCAGAAGUUUUUAACAGAUGUAUAGUACCUAAGAAAUGGAAUUUGAACUCGCCUACUUGUCUUGUA
Nymphaea colorata (pocket water lily) is the source of this 2174-nucleotide messenger RNA. RefSeq lists its product as uncharacterized. Bases 221 to 1891 code for a protein of 556 amino acids. Lineage: Eukaryota; Viridiplantae; Streptophyta; Magnoliopsida; Nymphaeales; Nymphaeaceae. Gene Ontology annotation, molecular function: metal ion binding; phosphatidylinositol binding. The transcript is spliced from 5 exons. The record is from RefSeq and is a predicted model, not a curated record.